CAACACACACGUUUUAAGCUGUUAAACGAAUUUUUUUGUCAAAGAUCAUUGGAAAAAAGAACAAAUCAUCGUAUACAUAUAAGUACUAUAAAGAUACAAGAAAAGCCUACACUUGUGACGGAAAUAGAAAUGGCUUUUAAAGCAUUUUACCGUUUUCAAUUGUUCCAUACAGUUUUAAUUGUCCUGUCGUUGAUGGCAACAUGGACGCGUGCACAGCAACCAAGGCGUGAUGCUGAUUGGCCACCACCAGCAAUUCUAAAGAUGGCAAAACCAUUCCACGAUAUUUGUGCAGAAAAAACCGGUGUAACUGACGAAGCCAUUAAGAAGUUCAGUGAUGGUGAAAUUCAUGAAGAUGAAGCUUUAAAAUGUUACAUGAAUUGUUUGUUUCAUGAAUUCGAAGUUGUCGAUGAUAAUGGCGACGUUCAUUUAGAAACAUUAUUCCGCAAUCUACCGGGUUCUUUAAGAGAAAUGCUGAUGAAGGCUUCAGAAAAUUGUAUACAUCCGGAGGGAGAUACGUUGUGUCACAAGGCUUGGUGGUUCCACCAAUGUUGGAAAAAAGCUGAUCCAGUGCACUACUUCUUAGUCUAAGGUGGACAAUAUGGAUUUUGCUAGCGUGAAAAUGAUAUGGUUCAGAUGUAUUAAAAUUAAGUUUUACGUAUACUGUAUAUUUUUUGUUUAAUUAAAGCAAUUUUAAAAUAAUCUAACAA
This is a messenger RNA of Lucilia cuprina (Australian sheep blowfly), 707 nucleotides long. Its product is annotated as pheromone-binding protein-related protein 6-like. The record is from RefSeq and is a predicted model, not a curated record. Lineage: Eukaryota; Metazoa; Arthropoda; Insecta; Diptera; Calliphoridae. The transcript has 5 exons. Gene Ontology annotation, biological process: sensory perception of smell. Bases 130 to 588 code for a protein of 152 amino acids. Gene Ontology annotation, molecular function: odorant binding.